Messenger RNA from Maylandia zebra (zebra mbuna), 1281 nucleotides. Lineage: Eukaryota; Metazoa; Chordata; Actinopteri; Cichliformes; Cichlidae. The record is from RefSeq and is a predicted model, not a curated record.
AUGCCUCCUCCUGGUGCAUGCCUGAACAUUAUGGAGGCUCGUCACAAGCAGAUGGGAUAUGGGAGCAUCUCCAACCCUGAGAAGUUCUUUAACCAAGACUUCAAGAACCUGAAACAGUACUGUCUAACCAAAGGAGUAAGGUACCUCGAUGACAUGUUCCCCCCUGAUGCAAAGUCUGUUGGCCAGGGGAUACUGAUGCCCUCCGACCUGGCCCACGUGAAGUGGCUAAGACCUGCGCAAAUUGCUCCUGAUGCUGAAUUUGUGGUUGAUGGCGUCUCCAGAUUUGACUUUGGUCAAGGUGUACUUGGAAACUGCUGGUUUCUUGCAUCAAUCGGCGCACUGACUUUCCAGAAUCACAUUUUUGAACAAGUUGUUCCGCUCGACCAAAAAAUCAAAGAGAACUACUGUGGCAUUUUUCACUUCAGGUUCUGGAGAUUCGGGCGGUGGGUGGACGUCGUCAUUGAUGACAAGUUGCCGACGAUCAAUGGCAGACUAAUCUUUGUUCACUCCAAAGAUCCAAAUGAGUUCUGGCCUGCUCUGCUGGAGAAAGCUUAUGCCAAGGUUUGUGGUUCCUACACCGACAUGACUUCUGGAACUCCUUCAGAGGCUGUGAUGGAUUUCACCGGUGGCGUCCACAUGUGCGUCCAGCUGUCGGACGCCAGUUCAGACGUGUGGGGGCUGAUAUGCAGAGCUGGCAAAUCCAACACAUUGAUGAGCUGUGGUACACCUCAAGGGGAAACAUCUGCUAACACAGUUUUGCCAAAUGGACUGGUCCAAGGGCACGCCUACACUGUAACAGGGGUUAAAGAGCUUAUUAGCCAAGGAAAAGUUGUGAAGCUGAUCCGUUUGUGGAACCCCUGGGGCAAAGGAGAGUGGGAAGGAGACUGGAGUGAUUGUUCUCAAGACCGCCAAAAGUGCCUUUCAGUGGCUGAUGAUGGAGAGUUUUGGAUGGCAUUUGAAGAUCUCUGUAAGUUCUACACAGAUCUUGACAUCUGUGGCCUGAAACCAGACUUCAUAGAUGGAAAAUCCUCUGCUCAGUGGAAGACCUCUGUGUACGAGGGUCGGUGGGUUGCUGGAACUACUGCUGGAGGCUGCAUAAAUAACAGAGACACUUUCUGGACAAAUCCACAGUAUCGAAUUAAGGUCGUAGGUGAAAACUCAGAGACCAAUGGGGAGAAAAACAUCCUAGUGUCUCUCAUGCAAAAGCCUGACAAGAGGAACAGACGCCUGGUGCAGAACCUCCACAUUGGUUUUUCUGUGACCAAAGACGUAAGAAGCUAA